Messenger RNA from Parasteatoda tepidariorum (common house spider), 1434 nucleotides. RefSeq names its product relaxin receptor 2-like. NCBI's taxonomy places the organism in Eukaryota, Metazoa, Arthropoda, Arachnida, Araneae, Theridiidae. Gene Ontology annotation, molecular function: protein binding; G protein-coupled peptide receptor activity. Gene Ontology annotation, cellular component: plasma membrane. Gene Ontology annotation, biological process: adenylate cyclase-activating G protein-coupled receptor signaling pathway; hormone-mediated signaling pathway; activation of adenylate cyclase activity. The record is from RefSeq and is a predicted model, not a curated record.
UUUUGCUCCUACGCGCAGCAUGUUAGAGUCUGCGAGCCAAACAGUGAUGGAAUCAGUUCGUUUAGCCACCUUUUGGAUAAUGUUUUACUGCGAAUUUUUGUCUGGCUUGUUGCAGGGCUGGCUUGUGUUGGAAAUGCCUGCGUCAUGAUUGGUCGGGCAUUAGUAAAAGAAACAAACAGCGUACAUUCCUUUUACAUCAAGAACUUAUCCGUGGCUGAUUUCAUGAUGUGCUUAUAUUUGUUCAUAAUUGCCGGCCAUGAUGUAGCUUUCAGAGGGCAAUACAUUCAUCAUGAUGUUCAGUGGCGACAUAGUUGGCAAUGUACUUUGGCGGGAAUGUUAAGUACUAUAAGCAGCGAAGCAUCUAUAUUUAUCAUGACUUUAAUUACUGCUGACAGGUAUGUUUCGAUCGUCUACCCUUUAAUGCACCGUAGGAGGAACAUGCUUUUUGCUGGAUCCUGGAUAACGGCUAGCUGGUCAGCUGCAACAACCAUUGCCAUCUUACCAUUUCUGAAUCUCGGUUACUUUGGAGAUGAAUUUUAUGGAAACAAUGGAGUUUGUUUACCACUCCAAAUACAUGAUCCAUUUUCAAGAGGCUGGGAGUAUUCCAUGGUAGUAUUUUGUGGCUUGAAUUCCAUAGCUUUUCUCUUCAUCACCUACGCAUAUAUAACCAUGUUCAUCACGAUCAGCCGAUCGAAACUGGGAUUGAGAUCGUCACAACAGCAACAAGAUCGAAUUAUUGCUAAAAGAUUCGCUUUCAUUGUUGGUACGGACAUGUUAUGCUGGGUGCCUAUCAUAGUCAUCAAAAUCUUGGCUGUAUCAGGUGUUAGAAUAUAUUCUGAGUUAUAUGCAUGGGUCGCUGUGUUUUUACUACCUAUCAACUCUGCUCUAAAUCCAGUACUUUAUACGUUAACCACGAAAUUGUUCACGCAGCAAUUAGCGAGAAUAGUUUACACUUGGCGAGCAAACGGUGUACAAGCUGCCAGUCCAAUCGAAUCAUCUGGGAUAUCAAUGACCUCAGCUCAUUUUAAUGGAAGGUUUUCAAAGAACAACAGUGCUUCAUUAACUACAUCUGAUUUGGACCGAAGCGUUAGUCGAUCAUCACUUCUUUCUGCCAACAGUCGAACGUCUGGUCGAUGCUCGUGGCCAGCACCUUUGGCUUACAUUGUGUACCAAAACCAUUGUUUUUAAGCUGUGGGACUUUAUUUUUAUUAUGUUAUUGAAUUUCUUUUAUAACCCUCUUUACCUUAUGCACACUUCUGUUUGUUUCUUAAAAAUUACGUAUUGGUACGUAAAAACAAUUUUGAUAAAUGAUUCACGCUUAACGGGCAUAGUAGGAAGGACAAGUUACGAGUAAACACAUAACUAUUCAGGCUUUUAAAAUUAUUCUUAUUGUUGGAUGCAUAUACAAAAUAAUAAAUUUAUUUUGCCAAUAAG